CUGCCCUGUUUUCCUUGCGGAUGUAGUCGUCGUGUCCCGGCGAGACAUGUAGGUAGUGAUGUGGCUGAGGUCCGUGGCGGAGCGAUCUGCGAACGACAAAAGAGAUGAGACGUUGUUAGCUGGGAGAUCCCAUUACAGGGGACGCACGUUUUAAAAUGGUCGAAACAAAAGCGUAAGAAACGAUAGGCCUUUCAACCCACAAACAAAACAAAACAAAACAAAAAAAUAAGAAAAAAAAGAAACAACCAAAAACCAAAAUCGACACAUCUCCUCAAGUCUAAUCUGGUUAUUUGUAGUAACUCUUAGUGGAUUCAUAGGCUACUCGCGUGGGAAAUGGAGAAGAAAAGGUGGGAUUGCACUGCUCUCCCCAAAGGCUGGAAAAUGGAAGAAGUGACCAGAAAGUCGGGUUUGUCAGCUGGCAAGAGCGAUGUCUAUUACUUUAGUCCAUCUGGGAAGAAGUUUCGGAGCAAGCCUCAGCUGGCCCGUUACCUUGGUAACCAGAUGGACCUCAGCUCCUUUGAUUUUCGCACGGGGAAGAUGCUGAUGAGCAAACUGAACAAGAACCGUCAGAGACUGCGAUAUGAUAACAACAACCAGAACAAGGGCAAGCCUGAUUUGAAUACAUCACUCCCAGUCAGGCAGACGGCCUCCAUUUUUAAGCAGCCAGUUACCAAGGUUACCAACCAUCCCAACAACAAAGUGAAAACAGACCCUCAGAAAGCUGUUGAUCAACCUCGACAGCUGUUUUGGGAGAAAAAACUCAGUGGUCUUAAUGCUUACGAUAUUGCAGAAGAGUUGGUGAAAACGAUGGAGCUGCCUAAAGGCCUGCAAGGCGUUGGACCGGGCUGCACAGAUAAAACUCUCCUGUCAGCCAUAGCGAGCGCUCUCCACACCAGCGCUGCUCCCAUCACUGGGCAGCUGUCUGCUGCUGUGGAGAAGAACCCGGGAGUGUGGCUCAACACGACGCAGCCGCUGUGCAAAGCCUUUAUAGUCACAGACGAGGACAUCAGGAAGCAGGAGGAGCUGGUGCACAGUGUGAGGAAAAGGCUGGAGGAGGCGCUCAUGGCUGACAUGUUGGCCCAUGUUGAAGAGGCUGCCAACGAAGGAGAGCCUCUGAAGGACGACGGCAACGGCAGUGAGGAUAUGGAAAGCGUAUAGCACAGGUGGUUGGAGACAUAAGUGAAGGGUUUUUCUAAAAUCAAAAUAGGAUUGUUCAACGCCUUUUCACAAGACCACGAACAGUUGGAACCCUUUUUCCAGUCCAGCCCUGAUGAACUGCCCCCUCCACCGACCGGUAUCUGCAUCCAACUUUAACCUCAACCCAAUUCACUCCAGUGCAAUCUCAGCAUUUGUUUUAUCAUGAACUCUGCUGGACUUGACUGUAUUAAUCAGCCCAGAUGAUUUUUAUGAUGAAAACAACAAACAAGAUU
Messenger RNA from Melanotaenia boesemani (Boeseman's rainbowfish), 1430 nucleotides. It is a transcript of the gene mbd3b, whose product is annotated as methyl-CpG binding domain protein 3b. NCBI's taxonomy places the organism in Eukaryota, Metazoa, Chordata, Actinopteri, Atheriniformes, Melanotaeniidae. The record is from RefSeq and is a predicted model, not a curated record. Gene Ontology annotation, molecular function: DNA binding. The transcript is spliced from 7 exons. The coding region runs from base 334 to 1158 and encodes 274 amino acids.